AUGCCCCUUCCACACAUUUGUACAAUCUUAUAUUUCAUCUUCAUGCUUCGUUUACCAGCAAUAUAUGGUGGUCCAGUUGCCAAACCAGGAUGCCCAAAUAUGUGCGGGAAUUUGGCCAUUUCAUAUCCAUAUGGGGUCGGGUCGAAUUGCUCGCUCGACCCGUCCUUUACCAUUAGCUGCAACACUGCCACAGAGCCUCCGAAGGCGUACCUUUCAAUCAUUGAUAAACAAUUGAUUGAAAUAAACGAAACGUAUAUUCGGGUCAAGUAUCCGAACCUGGUUUCGGUUUGCUAUGAGUCUGAAGGUGAUUCAUAUAAUGAUAGUAUGAGUGUGAACUUGACAGGGACUUUGUGUUCGCUGUCCAUGUACACAAACAGGCUCACUGCCAUUGGCUGCGACGACGCUGUGCUGCAGUCCAACGGAACUUACAACAACGGCGGUUGCUCUGCCUUUUGUGAGGAACACAUCAACACUCAAACAGGGUAUUGCCCAUUUGAUCCUACUUCCAUCGGUACUGGUUGUUGCCAGGCCCAAAUCGUCGGAGAGACAGGUUUAGUGGGAGCAGAACUAAUAGACUUGAGCAGGAAAGUGCAACGUAGGAAGAAUGACAAUUGGGCGUCGGCAACAAGUCCACCAGUGGUGCGGCUGGACUGGAUUGCCGGGCUUGAAAACUGCAACCAAGCAAAGCUAAAUCCUACUAGUUACGCAUGUCGAGAUGAGAGGAGUUUAUGUGUUGAUGUUGCUAACGUCAGUAGAGGAUACAGGUGUAGCUGCGUCCAAGGUUACGAGAGCAACCCUUACCUUCUUGGAGGCUGCCAAAGUUGUUCAAUUGCAAGAAAUGGGUGCCAGGAUCAGGGUGGGAAACUGUCAAUUCCAUUUCCAUUUGGAAUAGGGCCGAAUUGCUCUUUGGAGCCAUCCUUUGAAGUAGAUUGCGAUACCUCCGCGAACCCUCCCAAAGCUUACCUCUCUAUUCAAAAGAAAGAAAUCACCCGCUUAAAUUUAUCACAGGACUAUCCAACACUUGGUUAUGCUUGCUACAAUCUCAGCAGAGAAUCAUUAUUAAGACGGAAGAGCAAAGCUUGA
Molecule: messenger RNA, 1083 nt
Organism: Salvia splendens (bonfire salvia)
Lineage: Eukaryota; Viridiplantae; Streptophyta; Magnoliopsida; Lamiales; Lamiaceae
Product: wall-associated receptor kinase-like 9
Exons: 4
Coding region: 1-1083 (360 amino acids)
Molecular function (GO): polysaccharide binding
Source: RefSeq, a predicted model, not a curated record